UUCCUUUGAGAAGAGACAAAGUUUUUUAAAUUUGACUUAGGGCUGUCUCUUAUCAGUUGAAGAUUUUACGCAAAAUUAGUAUUAGUUCCAAAUCAAAAUCCCAAGUUUUGGUAAAGAAAGUUAGCAAAGAAAAAGAAUAGUACUGCACAAAAUAGUACAAGUACACAGAAUUGUAGCUAAUUCACUAUUGCACCAUUAGCAAUAUUAUGCAUAUAUACACAUACCACUACUCUUCUUCUUUCAUUUCAUUGGUAACAGUAAUACCCCAGUCUUAGUUUUGCAGGCGCCGUCCUCCUUUUUUCCCUCUGUCCCCUCAGCCCCCUUACCUUUUGUUCUCUUUCUACCAAAACCCAAUACCCCCAUACUAUUUUCUUGAAAAGUUUUCUCAUAAAAACCAUAUAUAUCGAAGCAAAAACUCAAAAACUUUACAGUGGAAUAUUCAUCAUAUGAACAUGUUGGAAUAUACACAACUUCCUCAGUGGCUUAUUGCACUGUUAACAGAGAAAUUCUUCAACGCUUGCAUAAUUCACGAAGAUGCUAAGAAGAAUGAAAAGAAUGUCUUCUGUUUGGACUGUUGUGAGUGUAUUUGCCCUCACUGUUUGACCCCUCACCGUUCUCACCGCCUUUUGCAGAUUAGGAGGUAUGUGUAUCAUGAUGUUAUUAGGCUUUGUGAUGCUGAGAAAUUGUUGGACUGUGCUUUUGUUCAAUCUUACACUUCAAAUAGUGCAAAAGUGGUAUUUUUAAACCAUAGGCCAAAAACAAGGCCUUGUAGAGGCUCAAGUAACACCUGCAUCAUAUGUGAAAGAGGACUUCAGGACCCAUAUCUCUUUUGUUCCAUCUCCUGCAAGGUUGAACACAUACUGAAAACUGAGGGCAAACUUUCCAAGUAUAUCUACAAGUGUGAUUACAUGACCCUGUCUGAACCGGGUUUGGACGAUGGUCAAAUGACCCCUGACACCAUUCUUGAACCAGUUGAUUCAGGUUCGAGUUGCAGCGGUGGAGCUGUCCUAUGUACGGCGACAACAGAGGUUGUAAGGAAGAAACGCAGCACCCUAUCGUCUUUCCGGUCCGCGUUUCAGCCUGCUUGUGGACCGGGUUCGGAGAUGUCGGUUUCUAUGAUGAACCGGAGGAAGGGUACGCCUCAGCGGUCUCCGCUUUACUAAUUGUGUUUAAUUGGGAGAGAUUAUGGAAGCUGGGAGGUAGAAUUAAGAACUAUAAUUGGAAAUUCAAAAAGGGUAAUAUAACUUUAAGGGCAAUUUAGGAAGAAAAAUUCUACCUCCCAAUUUUGUAGAAUGGCUUCUUUCUCUCCCUUAUCUGACAUCAGGGUUAAUCAUGGAAGCUAUAUUUCUAUCUCACAUAGAGAAACAAAUUAAUACAGGAAUUUAGUAUCCAUAUUCCGAAUUUAGUGCAACAAUUAUACCUAACUUUUGGUUACAUGUACUUGCUAUUGCUCGUGUUUGAUGCUUGUUUUGUCGAUUUAAUUCAAUGAUUAGUUUUUCUUAGUAAUGCUUGGGCCCUGCUAAUUCGUUGUGUAUCAUUCCAAUUUUAUGGCAAUGUUUACAGCUUUCACUA
Messenger RNA from Nicotiana tabacum (common tobacco), 1572 nucleotides. RefSeq names its product protein RGF1 INDUCIBLE TRANSCRIPTION FACTOR 1-like. Lineage: Eukaryota; Viridiplantae; Streptophyta; Magnoliopsida; Solanales; Solanaceae. The record is from RefSeq and is a predicted model, not a curated record.